UGAAUGAUAGGGCGGGAGAGUCACAUCUUCUUGUGUUACAGCUACACCAGACACCUGCCAUGAGCGUCCUGCGGCUUUACAGGCACUGCGUCCAGGAGCGAGCGGGACUAAACCAGAAUGACUGCUUUGUUUUGCCGCUUCGCCCCCGCCCGCUGAGGUCAGAGGUCAGUCGCGGGAUCGUCGGCCUCCGGUGCGGCUGAAAGCGGGAAAAUCUUUAUGGUGCCGCCGAAAUGCCAGCCAUCAUGCGCAAGAGGCACAGCUGCGCCGUGCAUGCUGCCUUCCUGAGCAGACACGGCUCGAGGGAGACGGACUCCGGUCUGAGGAAAGCUCAGUUCCACGUGGACCUCUGGGGUUAUUUCACCCUCCAGAACUGGCUGCUGGACGUCGGCAGGCCUUUAUUCAUGGUCUUCUGCCCUUUGGAGUGGUUUCCUCUGAACAGACCCAGCGCCGGAGACUAUUUCCACAUGCUGUACAACAUCACCACCCCCUUCCUGCUGCUCAAGCUCAUAGAGAGAAGCCCGAAGACUUUGCCUCGCUCCGCCGUCUACCUGUGCGUCAUCACGUUCGUGAUGGGAGCCAGCAUACACCUGGUGGGAGACUCCAUCAACCAUCGGCUGCUGCUCAGCGGAUACCAGCUGCACCUGAGCGUCAGAGAAAACCCCAUCAUGAAGAACCUCAGGCCCCGCUCUCUGAUCGACUCGUUUGAGCUGCUGCAGUAUUACGACGAGAGCCUCGGUCACUGCAUGUGGUACGUUCCUCUGUUCCUCGUGCUGUUCCUGUAUUUCACCGGCUGCUUCACUAUCGUCAAGGCAGAGAAGUCGAUGCCCGUCUCCGCUUGGCUUCUGCUGGGUCCUAGCGCUCUCUACUACUGGUAUCUGGUGACCGAAGGACAGAUUUUCAUCCCGUUCAUUUUCACCUUUUUCGCCAUGACGGCCACGGUCGUGCACCAGAGGCGCAGGGGCUUUCUUCCCGACGGGAACGGGCUCUUCCUGCUCUACAGUUUCUCUCUGUGUCUCGUGCUCGUGACCGUCUGGGUGGCCUGUCUGUGGAACGACCAGGUGCUACGGAGGAAGUAUCCAGGAGUCAUGUAUAUACCUGAGCCGUGGGCCCUUUACACGCUGCACCUCCGAGACUGAGUCCGGGUCCUUCACGUCUUCACUUCAACUAAACCAGGGGAAAAAAAUGGACUGGCUGUGAAUUUCUGACUCGUUCAGGUUCUGCUCUGUAUGAUUGAACGCCAGAUGUUUUUCUUUUACUUCAUUUUAAGACGAAACAGCAUAAAUACUAAAAAGUGUUG
Molecule: messenger RNA, 1297 nt
Organism: Puntigrus tetrazona (Sumatra barb)
Lineage: Eukaryota; Metazoa; Chordata; Actinopteri; Cypriniformes; Cyprinidae
Gene: cln6b
Product: CLN6 transmembrane ER protein b
Exons: 7
Coding region: 231-1136 (301 amino acids)
Source: RefSeq, a predicted model, not a curated record